CAGGCAAUGGAACUAGCAGUACAAACCAAAACGUCCACUACAGACACGCAGGAACGGAACAACCAAUGUUCAUGAUCCAAACUUGUAAUUUAUGUGACCCGGUUGUUCUCUUCUACUUCUACAUACAUACCUCUACAUACCUCUACAGAAAACAAUUGCUCGCCACCAUUCCCGAUUAAUACCUCCCGUAAUUCACCAAUUUGAAAACGAGGAGGUCUAUCUUCAUCACCACCACGGUUAAUUAAAACAAAGAAAAAAAAAACCAGUUUUCUUCUUGAUACCCCCCCACGCUACUUUUCCAUCUUUGUAGCGAAACCGUCAUCAGCCCAUAUUUUCAAAUCGUCAUCCACCACAUCUUAACCACAUCUUAACUUGACAACAAAACGCGCGUAUUACGCGAAACUUAACAUCACAUCCGUUGCAAUUGAUAUCUUCUAGCUUAACAUAUACGAAGAUAAACAAGCAAUCAUGUCGCAACAACAGACAGCUCCUACGCUCAUCAAUAUCCCUCCCCCACCAUCUAACCCAGACACUCCAAGCGAUAUGCCCGGUACCCCCACCAGCACAACUACAUCACUCUCAGCCCUAUCAACCAUCGCUAUCAAGGAUGGUCACCGAGGCAACGCCUAUGGUCUCGGAGGUCCCCGAGGUCACCAACACCAAUCAUCCACGAACAGCCUCGAAGCCGAACGCGCAGAUCGCAUCAGUCGCCUUGCAGGCCUCGAGCGCGUAUCUACCCUACGCCCCCCGAACCAGCAGCAGCACGGUGGCGGCCCUAACCCCACCCAGACAACCCCCACAGCCACCGCGCCACAGGCAAACGCCCUUACGCCCGCGUACUUCGAUUCGAACGGGCAGCCGACGGCGAUGACCAAGAUGAGCACGGUGGGCACUGCGUCUGCGACGGGUAGUGUCGGGGCGCGGACGACCACGGAGGCGGGCGACCGGUUUGGCGAGGAAGACGAAGACGAGAUGGACGCGGAACUGACGGAGGUCGAUGAUGACGGUGAUGGUAUUAGCAUGGAUGUGGAUAGUACGUCUGGCGCUAUAGAUGAGGACAUGGCGAGCCGUUCGGUCAGCGGCUUUGAAGACCGCAUGAGCGACGAUGGCACCGCGAGUCUCGUCGGCUUUGGCGAGGGCGCAAAUAGCACCGUUAGUGGCCCUAUUUAUCACAGGAGGCCGCUGCCUGGCGCGGCGGGGAUCUGGGGUCUUGAACGUAGUAGCUCGGGACUGAGCCAGGAGGCUGUUACGGCUACGGCUCGGGCUCGAGAGAUACGCGACGUGAUCGCGAGCGAUACCCCGGUUAGUGCGACGACCGCGGCUGAGACACGGCAGGCGAAGUAUGUGGAUGGCGUUGCUGUAGAUGGCGGCGGACACGUCGGUACAUCUGAUGACGAUGUGUUUGUCGAUACUACGACGCGCGGACCUAUACCCGUUCAGCCGGGCCAGCCGCGGACAAGCGCUCUUAGAGAAGGCGUAGGUGGUCCCGCGACACGAGAGGCGGCGGAGCGUAUCGUGCGAGACCGUCUCGACGGCGGCGAAGGCGGACGCGCUCCUAUUCUAGGGAACUCGAAGGACGGGGAUAAGCUAGGAAAGUUCUACUUUGAGGAGAAGAAGUAAGGUUAAAGGUCAAGGCGGUUUUAGUCUUGUUACGUUACCUAUCAUGAGGGCUGGAUUCUCUGGUUUUGUUCUAUUGCUCUGUAUGUCUUGUUAUCACUACUUAUGCUAUGGAGUUCUGUCGGCGUAUUACAGGGAAAAUCACCGAAUCGACCUAAGACGGGAUGGUGGGAAGUAGAGGAUGGAUCAACUUUCACUGGUUGUCUCGCGGAGGAGACAUGCACACUACAAGUGAGUGUGUACUAGACUGAGGAGGAGGAAAAGGUAAAGAUGGGUGGAUGAAUUGUCUUGAUUAGGGCUAAGACCCAUAUGUUGUAUGUUAUUUAAGUGUUUACUACAUACUACAGGCGCGUAGUUACGUCUUCAACGCAGAUUUACUUUUCGAUAUUUUUUCAGGGUCAACCAUCUUAUA
This is a messenger RNA of Daldinia vernicosa, 2029 nucleotides long. RefSeq lists its product as uncharacterized. NCBI's taxonomy places the organism in Eukaryota, Fungi, Ascomycota, Sordariomycetes, Xylariales, Hypoxylaceae. The transcript is spliced from 2 exons. The record is from RefSeq and is a predicted model, not a curated record. Bases 469 to 1620 code for a protein of 383 amino acids.